AUGGCGAUUGAUCAUGACGCUGUACUUCAUAUUAAGGACCUCAUCAACCAGGUUGUUAUUGAGGAUGCAUGGGAUGCCAUGUAUAAUCAUACCAUAACAAGUCGAAAGUUUCAUACGGGAAGAUUCAGUACGUCACGUUUGCCUCAUGAUUUACACCAUAAGAUGUCCACGACAAUCAAAGAGAUAUAUCAUAUUAUCAGUAAUGAAAGCGAUCCACACGUUGGUUGUUUCCAGGAUAGCUUGGGCAGAGAAAAAGAUAAGAAAGAUCGAGAGAAAGACAAAGAAAUUGACAAAAUGGCAUACUACCUUAUCGCUAUUUGUGAAGGGAUCUCUGAGGACAUAAUGAAGUGGACGGGAAAUUAUGUGAAGAAUAUUCGAAAUUCCGAUAUGAAGAUCAAUUUCCAGAACUUGAAGAUCGCCCUAAAUGCUGACAAAGUAGGUUGUAAGGCGCUAAUGCAGUUAUGCAACUCUUUGAGAAAUGACGAUGAUGACCAGUCACCUGGAGGCUUUCUGUCCAAUUUCUAUGAUUUCGAUCUUGAGGAUUCAGAUGAAGAAAAAGAACAGAAUACUUCGUAUGAAUCAAUCCUUCGUUACCCAAUUUACAUGUUAAUUAAGAUUGCUAGUGAUUUCCUUAAAGAGGAAAGACUGUAUCUACGAGAGUUGAAUCAGGUCAAUGUCUUUCGCCGUAGAUUAGAAGCAGUAUUGCAGGACGAAGACAAGGUGUGUGUGUGUGUGUGUGAGAUUCAUGAGCUCACAAUGAAAAUGGAGAGAACUCUUGAGGAUUCUAUAGAAAUGAGCGACUCUCCGUGUAUUGGAAUGGGUAUGUGGGAGUUAGCAGAGGCUUACGAAUUCGACGGGUAUUUGGCUUACAUGAAGCGUGGACGUGAUGAUGAGCCAGAAUCAAUUUUAACGCGAGUUAUAACACAGGCCAUAGAAGAUCUUCUAGAGAACAAGAAGUAUCAGUCAUUGUUCGGUAGACUAUUGAAGUACUCCUGGAAUGAGGAAGAUCGGAUUGAGCUACAGAAUUCGAAACUGUAUUUAACAACAGUCGGCAACCAGUUGGAGCAAAUGUUUGACCAUGAGGAUAUGGCUACGAUAAAAAGUCGAUCAGAGCUUUUUAAUCGGUAUGAUUCGAGGAUCUCACAGAUCAGUCGUUUGCAAGAAAUCCAAAGAAGCAUUGAAGGUUUUGAGGGAAAUCCCAUCGGAAAGACAUGUUCGGAAUUGAUAAAGCAGGGUGAUCUGCAGAUGAUUAGGCCGUCUUUGACGUUUUCCCCCGAUAUUAUCAGAAAAGGACGGUGGAAAACAGAGAGACAUCUAUUCUUGUUUGACCAUCUGCUGGUUCUUUGUAAGAAGCAUAAAGCGUACAAGUUCAAGGAGCGAAUCAGUGUGAACCUUAUGGACAUCAUAGACAUGAAGGAUAGCGACGUGUUGCGAUACUCUUUUCGAUUGGAAUCACGAGAGAAACCGUACGCGACACGAACGUUUACGAUGAUUUGCAAGAGUGCUGAGGAGAAAAUGGACUGGAUGUCCGCUUUAGUUACAGUGAAUACAAAGAGUAUUCUUGAUCGGGUUCUGGAUGGUUAUGAGAAGGAAGAGGCCAAAAGAAUCCCUCUAAUUAUUCCAGGACCAGAUCAGUACAGGUGGGAGUGA
Messenger RNA from Angiostrongylus costaricensis, 1650 nucleotides. The record is from the annotation of a GenBank genome assembly. Lineage: Eukaryota; Metazoa; Nematoda; Chromadorea; Rhabditida; Metastrongylidae.